AUGGAUAAAAAUAACGUCUUAGAAAAAAUAGAAAAAAGCGGAUAUAAUUCAGAAAUUUUUCUAAAUCAGUAUUUUGAUAUUUACGUAAGUGACAAUAAUGAGCCUCUUCAUUUAGAACAUGCUAUUGUAAAAGAGAAAAUUCAAAAUUUAAAAAAUUAUAUUAAUGAUGAAAAAGUUAAAUUAAAUAAUAAAAUCAAUGAAGAAACAAUAAAUUUUAAAGAAAAAAACCUUUAUGUUAAAAAAUGUAUUGAUAAUAUAAUAAUUUCAAAUAUAGCUAUUCAUACUAAUGUAAAUCAGAUUAAUCAUAAAGCCAUAAAUGAAAAGGAUGUAUCGAGUGAUGACUGUUUUGAGAGGAAAUCACCCCAAAAAACAACCAAUCUUUAUACCAACUUAACAGAUGCAGAAUAUGAUGCAGCCAAUUCUGAACAAGAAGGGAAUUAUGCACAGAGCAAACAGUUUUACAGUGAUGAAGCAGAAUGUAAGGUGUCAGUAAAAAGGAAAGAGAACAGGGAUGAAACUGAUGACGAAGUAGAAAAUGACGAGGGAAACAUUUUUGCUAUCGAGACAAAUGAAAACAUUUCAGAGUGGCUAAAAAAAAGUAUUGAACUUAAGGGAACUUUAGAUAAAAUUAAAAAGUGUUUACUAUUUUUGAAAUGCUAUCCAACCAUAGAAAAGAAUAUAAAAGAAUUAUUAUUAUUAGGAGGGAACUCAAAUUUAGACACAGAUGAAAAAAUAAAAAAUGUGUUAAAGAUUUAUGAAAAUUUAAUAUAUAUAAAUGAACAUGAAGAAAUUAUAAAAGAUUUAAAAAAUAAUUAUUCAUUUGAAAAAUUUUAUUCUAUAUAUUCAAAUAAAUUUUUUGAUGAUUUUUAUCUUUUAUUAAAUGAUAUUAUAUUUGCAUAUAUGAUUAAUAAUGUUAAUAUAAAUAUUUAUGAAAUUGUAAAUAUAUAUAUUUAUCUCUUAGAUAUAUAUUUUAAUUAUAUGGAUAUAAAAGAAUAUGAUUAUGAGUAUCAGAUAAAUCAAAUUAAUAAAAAGUUAAUUCUAUAUCUUACUGAAAAUUAUUUUUCAAAAACAUUUUUAAAAUUCGUCCAAUCAGAACAAAAUUUAUUAAUAUAUAAUAUUAUGAUUAUUUAUUAUGAAUACUUUACUUCCUUUAUAGAAGAGAAAAAAGAAUCCAUGAUAAAUAUUCUGCACAUCUUUAUGGAUAAGUUGGAAGAAGUUUCAAAUAAAAAAAAAAGUGUUAUAGACAAAGUCAUCUCAAAAAUAGAGAAACAAAUGACAGACUCACAAUGUAGUAAAACUGAUAGUCAUUUCAUGCUAUCACUACAGAAAGACAACCAUUCACAAAUGGGUGACCCACGACAAGCAUACAUCGAUAAAUACUUUGUCAACCUUUUUAAGGAAAGCGUAAAUGUUGUAUGUACUUAUAUAGAAAAUUCAAAAAUGUUGAAAAAUUUUGAUAAUGAUACAAAAAAAAAUAUGGUAUUUAAAAUUAUAGACUCAUUAAAUACGAGUAUAAAUAUAUUAACAAAUAUGCCAUUAUUUAUAAAUAAAAAAUAUAUAUUACAAAAAAUAUUAAAAGAAAGUAUUUUUAUUAAUAAAGAUAUUAUAAAUGAAUAUAUAAUUAAUGUUACAAAUAUUUCUAAAUUUUAUAAUGACAGUUUUGAAAAUAUAAAUUUAAAGGUUCAUACUUUUGAUAGACAUAAUUUAUUAUUACAAAAUAAACUUUUAAUAUUUUUUACAGAUUUACAAAAUGAUAUAAAAAAUAUUAUAGAUAAUAAAAAAGAUGAAAUUAAUAAUAAUACUAUAUUUCAUUCACAAUUUUUUCGUUUUCUUAUUUUUUUCUCAUAUAUUCAUUAUAUAGAUACAGAAUUUCUUUUACUUUUUAUAAAUAUAUAUAACUUUUUAUAUGAAAUAAUUUAUAAUAUUAAAGAAGAAAUAAAAAGUAAGGAAACACAAAACAGACAAAGAGGCAAACACACAAAUGAACAUAACAUAUUUGGUAGAGACAAUCAAAGUUAUAACAUAGAUCAUGCUAAAAAUAAUAAUAAUAAUAUAAAUAAUGAAAUCGAAAAAGAAAAUAGUCAAAUAAUUAUUGAUGAAUCAUUACAAACACAAGAAUAUCUUAAUACUUCAAAUAUGGUCAUUGAUUAUAUAAAAAAUAUUAUUUCUAUUUUUUUUAAUUUGCUAAAUAUAUUUGAUAUAAUUUUUAGAGAUUACAUUAAAUUGUCUUCUUACAUUUUUGAAAGAACAUAUUAUUAUUUUAAUAAUAAUAGUUAUACAAAUAUUUUAUGUAAGUUUUACAUAUCUAGAGAAAAAACAUAUCCUCCAGAAAUAUAUGCCAAUGUAGCCCAUUUACAUAAUUUUUUUUUUCACGGAGACUUUUCAAAAAAAAACAAAAACAACACCAAUAAUUCUCAUAACAUUGUUGAAGAAACUAUAAGCAUAAAUGAUGAAGACGAACUAGCUAAAGAAAGUAAUGUAUCUAUACAAAACGAAUACCCAUCUUCAAGCAAUAUUGAUGAGGCAGACAAACUAUCUGAAUCAGUAACCGAGAAAGGGGAAAAAAAUACCAAUAAAAAAAUAAGGAAAAAAAAUGAUGAACCAAAUUAUAAUUCUUCUACAAUUUUUGACGAUAGUGAAUUAGAAGAAUAUGGAAAAUAUUUAUUAAAAUCAUCUAUAUCUAAAUUAAAAGAAAUAAAAAAUACGAUUGAAAAAAAUGUAAUUCAAUUCUCUUUAAUUCCUUUAUAUGCACAUUUAAAUAAAUAUAUAGAAAAAAUCCGUUACAUAAAACAGGAUGCAAAUAUAAAGUUUUAUGACCCUCAUGAAAAUAUAUGUUUAUUAGUAGAAACUAUUUUUGCUUUUAUCGAAAUAUAUUAUGAAAACAAAAAUACUAAUUUAUUACAAGAAUUAUUUUUACAUUUAUCAGAGAAAUAUUUUUCACUUAUAAAUACAAUUCAAAUUGUAAAUAAAAAUAUUAUUUUACAAAUACAAGCGGAUGUUAAUUAUUUAAUUAAUGUCUGUACAAAGUUUAAAAUCCAAAAUUACAAGUUUCUUUUUUUACUCAACCAGUUUCUUUCCUUUUAUUUUGUCAUAACUGCUAAUAAUGAAAUUGGCACCAUCGAUGUUCAUACCUCUUUUCAAUCAUAUGCAAAUGAAAAUAUAGAAAAGGAAACAAACAUUAGUUUUGACAUAACUUCUGAUGAUAUUUCAAGAACUGCAACGAAUAUGAUGCAUAUUUUUAAAGACCAAUGA
This is a messenger RNA of Plasmodium vinckei vinckei, 3252 nucleotides long. RefSeq names its product conserved Plasmodium protein, unknown function. The record is from RefSeq and is a predicted model, not a curated record. NCBI's taxonomy places the organism in Eukaryota, Apicomplexa, Aconoidasida, Haemosporida, Plasmodiidae. The transcript has a single exon. The coding region runs from base 1 to 3252 and encodes 1083 amino acids.